AUGACGAGGGAAAAUGGUGAUAGAGGGCUAGCUAUGGUUACACGUAGUGGAAAGGUGGCGGUAGGUGAUGUGAAAGGGCAUGAUGAAGCACAAACUCGCGAAGUAGACAAGGGCAUUGAGGAAGAUGAAACACCCAUCCAACAAAGUGUUGCCAAGGAGUUACAAACAAACGUACCAAAAAGCCCUCCAAUGUCAAAAGUGGCGCAACCUCUUCCCAAAGUUACCCCUCUAUUUCCCCAACAUCUUAAGAAGAAGAACAAAGAUGAAAAGUUCAAGAAAUUCUUGUCGGUGUUUAAGACACUAUCGAUUAAUCUCUCUCUAGUGGAAGCAUUGUUGGAGAUGCCGGGUUAUGCCAAGUUUAUGAAGGAGUUAGUCACCAAGAAAAGAAGCUUGGACUUUGAAAAAAUUGAAGUCUCUCAUAGUCGUAGUGCAAUUAUGACUAAUGAGACGAUAAAAAAGAAGGAAGAUCUCGGAGCUUUCACUAUCGAUAUGGUCAAAUUCGCCAAGGCUCUAUGUGAUUUGGGAGCAAGUAUAAACGUAAUGUCAUACGCAAUCUAUAAGCAACUUGGAUUGGGUGAACCAAAGUCAACAACAAUGAGGCUUUUGAUGUCAGAUCGAUCUAUCAAGCACCCCGUGGGAAUACUCUAUUAUAUCUUGGUAAAGGUUUGCCGAUUCAUUUUUUCGGCUGAUUUCAUCAUCCUUGAUUGUGAGAUUGAUGCGGAAAUUCCCAUUAUUCUAGGAAGGCCUUUCCUAGCGACCGGAAGAGUGUUAGUGGAUGUUAAAAGUGCAGAGUUGAAAUUCUGGGUGAAUGAAGAUGAAGUAACCUUUAAUGUUUGUAAGUCAAUGAAGCACCCAAGCGAUAUUCACGUUGUCUCUACUAUUGAGGUUUAG
Solanum verrucosum is the source of this 891-nucleotide messenger RNA. RefSeq lists its product as uncharacterized. Bases 1 to 891 code for a protein of 296 amino acids. The transcript has a single exon. Lineage: Eukaryota; Viridiplantae; Streptophyta; Magnoliopsida; Solanales; Solanaceae. The record is from RefSeq and is a predicted model, not a curated record.